AUGAAUGAUUUAAUGACAAAAUCAUUCUUAAGUUAUGUUGAUCUCAAGAAACAGGCCAUGAAGGACCUUGAAGCAGGAGUAGACGAUAUUGAAAUGGGAAAACUCAACCCAACGGAUGAAAUGAAUCUCUCGAAGUUCUUUGAAGAGGUGUAUGCAAUCAAGGCUGACAUGGAAGAGAUCACCAAUCUGCUUCUCAACCUUCAAGAUCUCAAUGAAGAGGUGAAAUCCGCACAAAGUUAUAAAAUUCUUCGAUCUCUGAGGGACCGGACUAAUUCUGACAUGGUCACUCUUCUUAGAAAGGCGAGAAUCAUCAAAACAAGAUUGGAACUGCUCGAUAAAUCCAAUGUGGUUAAUCGUAGUGUAUCCACAUAUAAAGAAGGAAGUCCUGUUGAUCGGACAAGAAUUUCGGUGACUCAUGGUCUUAGAGUUAAAUUGAAAGAUCUGAUGAAUGAUUUUCAGUCCCUUAGGGAACAGAUUGUUAGUGAGCACAAAGAAGGGCUUAGGAGGAAAUAUUAUAGUGUAACCGGGGAGAAACCGAGUGAGGAAAUGAUCGAAAAGAUGCUUUCAGGGGGUGAACCUGUGCAAAUUUUCGAGGGUAAAGAAGAUUUAGUGAUGGAAAAUCAAGAAAGGAAUGAAUCUGUGAAAGAAAUACAGAGAAGCUUGGUUGAGCUCCACCAAUUGUUUCUUGACAUGGCCGUGUUGGUCGAGACACAGGGUGAACAGAUGAAUAAUAUCGAGCAGAAUGUGGUGAAUGCAGGAUCGUAUAUCAGUGGAGGGACGAAAGAACUUGAUCGCGCUAAACGUUUGAAGAACGCGAGGACUUGGGCUUGUUGGAUUGGUGCAGUGGUUUUGGUAUUCAUAUUAGUAUGCCUCAUAGCAAUUCUAUUCUGA
Molecule: messenger RNA, 891 nt
Organism: Fraxinus pennsylvanica
Lineage: Eukaryota; Viridiplantae; Streptophyta; Magnoliopsida; Lamiales; Oleaceae
Source: the annotation of a GenBank genome assembly